Molecule: messenger RNA, 1362 nt
Organism: Hippocampus zosterae (dwarf seahorse)
Lineage: Eukaryota; Metazoa; Chordata; Actinopteri; Syngnathiformes; Syngnathidae
Gene: cetn2
Product: centrin, EF-hand protein, 2
Exons: 5
Coding region: 322-843 (173 amino acids)
Biological process (GO): mitotic cell cycle; centriole replication; nucleotide-excision repair
Cellular component (GO): centriole; centrosome
Molecular function (GO): calcium ion binding
Source: RefSeq, a predicted model, not a curated record
AAUAAAGGCGCCCGAUCUACUGUCCAAUGCUAUUUGGGGAUUCGUGCGCCUUUCUCUGGGAUAACGGGUUAGAAAUCAAACGUCUCCACCGACAAACAGCCGCUACACAGAUGACUGGGAAUGUUAACAUCGCGGCCCGUUUAUUUACAUAUUCGUUCCGACCCAAAUGUUGUAAAUUCAAGUUUUUGGGGUGUCAUUGAUGUUUGUAUCCAAGAGAGACUAAAACAAAUCUAUCCCUUCAUCUGCACACGGAUACUGCGAAGCCUGUAAAACAACAAUUGGAUAAUAGCGGAUUUGCUCAGCCUGGCAAAUACAUAAUUGAUGGCGUGUGCCAAGAGGCCAUCAUUGCAGGGGCCGGUGCCUCCCCCUCGCAAGAAGACGAGCCCCAAACCUGAGCUGACUGAGGAACAAAAACAGGAGAUCAGGGAGGCCUUUGAGCUUUUUGACGCCGAUGGCGCUGGAUACAUCGAUGUUAAGGAACUCAAGGUUGCCAUGAGAGCUCUGGGUUUUGAACCCAAGAAAGAAGAGAUCAAGAAGAUGAUUGGUGAAGUGGACAAGGAUGGCACAGGGAAGAUCUCCUUGAGUGAUUUCCUCGGUGUGAUGACACAGAAGAUGGCCGAGAAGGAUUCUAAAGAGGAGAUACUGAAAGCAUUCCGUCUGUUUGAUGAUGACGAGACUGGGAGGAUCUCCUUCAAGAAUCUCAAGAGAGUCGCGAAGGAGCUCGGAGAAAACCUCACCGAUGAAGAGCUGCAGGAAAUGAUUGAGGAGGCGGACAGAGAUGGCGAUGGAGAAGUGAACCAGCAAGAGUUCCUAAGGAUUAUGAAAAAAACCUGCCUGUACUGAUGGUAAUGUAUGGUUUUACAAAGAAAGCUGCCUAUAGAGUUGAUCCCCUCUUAAAUGUCCCAUUUCAUAGCAUUACAUUAGGUCAAGAGGUGAAUUGUGUUAGAUCUUAUCAAGAAGUCUAUUAAUGACUAAGAUGCUCUUGUUCAGAAUGCUGCAUACUUUUGUGAAGAUUAUACCGUACAGUCAUCAUUGGGGAGGGAAGGAAAAAAAAUUCAGUGCCUGCUUUAAUACAGUUCACACAGCUCAUUCCGACAGGUUAUGUGAUAUUUACAUUGUCUAUUCUUGAACGAUUGUCCAUCAGUCCGAACAGUUUAUUCUUUAACCUAAAAUGGUAUUACUAUCUUGAGUUUCCACUUGAUUUUAUAAACUCAAAGUGACAUGUUCAAAUUCCAUGAAUAUGCUUUCUUGACCACCAUUAUAGUUCUAAAUGAUGUAUGCCCUGCUGUUUCUAGUUUUGCUGUGGUCUGUAUUUUUCAAUGUUCCUAUAUUGUAGAGUGCAUUAAAAAAGAUCCAAGAAUA